Caenorhabditis auriculariae is the source of this 1846-nucleotide messenger RNA. NCBI's taxonomy places the organism in Eukaryota, Metazoa, Nematoda, Chromadorea, Rhabditida, Rhabditidae. The record is from the annotation of a GenBank genome assembly.
AUGGUGGCCCCAUCUCCGUACCGUACCGCAAUCAUUGAUUGUGUCAAAAGCGGAAUGACAAAUUCAGAGAUUGUUAAAAAGCUGAAAGUGUCUCGUGUUCUCAUUUUUCGAACUGCACAACGCUAUCGGCAUCUCGGUACUUCAGAUGACAUGCAAAAAAGGGGACGUCCAGCCACCGUCACGACUCCAGAAGCAGUCAAAGCCGUUCGAGAGAAAAUCAGACGCACUCCGGAAAGAAGCGUGAGAAAGAUGGCAAAAAAAUACGAAAUGAGUCAAGGAUUGAUGAGAACUAUUGUCAAGGACAAGCUGAAGAUGAUUCCCUACCGUAUGCAGAAAGGAGCCUUCCUCAAUCAAAAAAACAAGACAUUGCGCAUGAAAAAGGCUCGGAAACUGCUCGCUGGCACGCAAGAUGGCUCGCAUCUGACGACGCUAUUUACCGACGAGAAAAUCUUCACUGUGGAGCCGAACAAGUACGGCCAAAAUCAUCGGAUCAUCGCUACUGACUAUCAGAGUGCCUGUGAAAAAGGAAAAAUUCUGAAUAAAACUUCGCAUCCGGCUUCCGUGAUGGUUUUUGCCGGAAUUACCGCUGACGGCAAAACUCCGCUGAUUUUUGUGGAUCCUGGAGUCAAAGUGAACCAAGUAUACUACAGGGAGAAGAUUUUAAAGUUGAGGGUGUUGCCCUGGGCCAAUUUUCACUACGGAAAUCGACCAUGGACCUUCCAGCAAGACGGCGCCCCCGCUCAUCGUGCCAAAGUGACUCAAGAGUGGUAUCGCGCCAAUUUUCCGCGUUCAUCUCGGCUGCUGAUUGGCCUGCUUCCUCGCCCGACCUCAACCCGAUGGACUAUACCGUGUGGAUAUAUCUGACCGAGAAGGUCUCUUCUAAGAACUACCCAAGUAUCAAAGCUCUGAAGACCGCGCUCAUCAAGAAAUGGGACGAAAUCGACGACGACUACCCUCGUGCCGUGAACGAUGCGUAUCCGAAGAGACUGAAGGCCGUUAUCAAAGCUAAAGGAGGACGUUUUGAAAACUAUUCUUGAAUUUUGUUUCUAUAUUGUAUGAAUAAAAUUUGUUCCAAGUUUGGUGGUGUUUGGUUGACUUUUGAGAAAGUUAUAACGUUUCAAAAGCGUUUCAAUAUUUAUUGGCCACCCUGUAUAAUGACGUCAUUCGGAAACACUCCAUGGGUUGUUAGAUCUCUGAUUGGUUUGUCGUGCCAUAAGGGGCGGAGCUUGAGCAACGACUAUAAAUUCGAAAUCUGAACAGACUAAAUAGGUGCAAGGAGCUUUUUUUAGAAUUUUAUUUUUUUCUACAUUUCGUUUCGCAGGUUAAAAAAAUACCACUCAGCAAAAUAAUAGAUGUAGGCGCAUACGUUGUACUUUUGAUUGAAAUGAAUGGAGCGUAAAAUUAAUUUAUUUCAUUUUUCAAAAAGUCGUUUCAGGUGGAAGAAGCGCUGCUGACGGCGCAACAGGAGCGUGAGCAGAGGUUCGCGAUGAAAAAAGAGCUCGAACUUGCUCGAAACGCUGAGCACAUCAACAGCCUCAACGACAUGCUUAUGGGCUUGGAACGGCUCGAAGUUUGAAUCGAAAGAAAGUCGGAAUCAAACUGUAUCUGACUUUAGGAAGGUCAAAUGCCACCUCAACCGGCUCCCGGAAGCAACGACCUUUUCAGUGAACUCCAGGGGAGCAGCGACGUCAAGGUGGACUUUGAAAACAGCCCCAAGUUUUACCUGUUUUUCUUCCAGGUCCGAGAACUGGAAGCAGCCAAAGAAGGUCUCGAGGAGGAACUCAAAUCACGAGAAAGAGUUCUCAUCGAGUUUCGUCAAAGGCCUGAUGAGCACGUUGGGGACUGA